AUGGGAGGAUCCAGACAUGAAAGAAAAAAGUGGAUUCACCAAUUUAAUUCAGCAGAUGUCAUUCUAUUUGUUGUUUCCUUAUCAGAAUUUGAUACGAAUUGUUUUGAAGAUGGAGAAACUCCAAGAUGGAAAGAAAGUUUCGAUAUUUUCAUGAACUUGCUCUAUAAUCCUUCAUUUGCCAAACUUCCUUUCGUCCUACUUUUCAAUAAGAAAGACGUUUUGGAACAAAAACUAGUCAACCAAUCAUUUGCAUCUCACUUUGAUGACUUUCCUUCUGAUAAGAAUGGACAGAACAUUGAUGAUUGCAUUCAAUUCAUUGUUGAUAAGUAUUCCUCAAGUGUAAAGACUCGACAAUUACUACUCAAUCCAGGAGAAUGUUGUGUCGAUCCAAAUGAUGAGAAUGCUGGACCAUCCAUGUUAGUGAGAGUGUUGAAUGCCUUUGAUGAGAAUAAUUUGUUGACUGUCUUUAAGGAUAUUACAGAGUAUUCAAUUAGGGAACACCAGAGAAGAUAUUUACAAGCUUUGGUUCAAUCAAAAUAA
Messenger RNA from Naegleria gruberi, 540 nucleotides. RefSeq lists its product as uncharacterized. Gene Ontology annotation, molecular function: G protein-coupled receptor binding; G-protein beta/gamma-subunit complex binding; GTPase activity. Gene Ontology annotation, cellular component: heterotrimeric G-protein complex. Lineage: Eukaryota; Heterolobosea; Eutetramitea; Acrasida; Naegleriidae. The record is from RefSeq and is a predicted model, not a curated record. The coding region runs from base 1 to 540 and encodes 179 amino acids. Gene Ontology annotation, biological process: adenylate cyclase-modulating G protein-coupled receptor signaling pathway. The transcript has a single exon.